AUGUUUUCUGUUUCCAUGCUAUUCACUUGCUUUCAUCAUUGCGAUGCCAUGUUAAAUGAGCAUAUUUUGCCGACACUAUGUCUGCCGUUCUACCAAUCACUAUUCCGCACUUCAGUUCGUUAUUUGUUCUUUUGUUGCUCUAGCACCUUUAGAGGGUCAUUCAACGAAAAUCUUCCCGGGGCAUCCUCUCUUCGAUCGGAUAAGAAAAUUCCUGUCGGUCGUGUUCAACCCAUGAUCAAGCAUGUUUCCUCCACCACUUGCGGACCUAAUCGCUUUUUGCCAUCACCUUCGUCGAAUAUUGUGCAGAACGCGUUUGGACCUUCUGUUUACAGCGAACUCAGCCUGCAACCGCACCAGCAAUGCGGGGCUGCUCAAUGCGCAGCUCAUGUUUUGUGCCAUCGAAGAUCUCUCUGUUCUUCUGAUAACCCUUCACUCGGCUUUGUUUCCAAUGGUGCCAAUUACCACAAGCAGCCAUCACGACUGCCUUUCGCGUGCUCCGACUCUCAAACGCAGUCUGCACGACACUUAUCUGCGGCGCACGCAGCUGCGGCUGCUUACCACAAUUUGAUGUAUUUUCAGCUCCAGCAACAACAAGUUGCCGCAUCGUCCGUCAAUCUUCCAGCCGGCCCCACUGGUAAUCCGAUCCACUUGCACCCCUCCCACCAUUGUGCUUCAUACACGGCCACGUCUGUCCAGCUCCCCGUGUUAGCCGAAUCUUGUUGGCCUUCAGCCAAGCCGGCAGCCCCCAAGCUGGAUGAUCCGACCGCAGCUGCGGCUGCUUCUUACUACGCCGCGGCAGCGGCAGCUGAACUGAAGCUGUUAAUCAACCAACGUUCCGUCCAGUUGGGAAAUCCAAACGUCCUAUCGGCUGCCGCAGCUGCCGAGCAGCGUCAACAGCAGUUUGAGUUGGAAUUACUUCGGCAACAAGCCCAGUCUAAUUUGGCUAACAAGUUCUGAACGCAACUAAGCACGCCCCAGACAUUUAUUCGUUUUUUUGCUUGUUACUGCUUUCGUUGCUUCCACUACUGAACUACCUCUAUUUGUUUGUGAUUCUGAGGCACUCGCACAUCUCUAUGCUGUGGAUCGUUUUUUCGUUCCUUUAUUCCUCUAUCGUAUGCUUGUCUUUCAUGCGUUUGGGUGCGUACCCGAUUCUCUACUCAGUCAUCUCUCUUCCAUCGUCUCUUGCAUUCCUGCCUAACUUCUGGCUACGUUUCUGUCUGAAACGCCUUUGUUCCCUCCUUUAAGCAAACCAGAGACGAAUUCUGGCAGGCCUCACAUUUUUGUUCUUAUGGUAUUGUUCCAUUGUACAUACUUGAAUGAUUAUCCCCUUAUUCACCAUUCUUUGUAAUCGCUUGCUUACAUGUUUGCACUUCCAUUCCGUCAAACGGUUCGGUAUUUAUAAUGUGCAUCAAUGGCUGAUGAACACACAUGCUCUCCGUUUUCAUUGCUGCAUCUGACCUCCCUCUUUCUCUUUCACCUUGAUUGCACACUUUUAUCUUUCGCCCAUGGUUUUUCUCUCUUACACACACACACACACACUACUGUUUGCGCAUUAAUUCACACAUCCAGUAUGUGUGCACUCUGUGAUUCUGAUUUGGUGUACCCCACCAAUAAUGUUUCAUUCGAGUCAUUUCUUUCAUGUGCUUGGUUGAGGCUUCUUUGUUCGCGUUCUAUAUAGUUGCGUUUUGCUCUUCCGCCAUUCCGACAACGUGCUGCUCACCUUCACGCAUUCGAUGCGU
Messenger RNA from Dicrocoelium dendriticum, 1739 nucleotides. The record is from the annotation of a GenBank genome assembly. Lineage: Eukaryota; Metazoa; Platyhelminthes; Trematoda; Plagiorchiida; Dicrocoeliidae.